AUCAGUAGAGAAUCAGAAACAGAAGGAGGCGAUUUAAAGCUCGUCGCCACACCGUUUUAUAAUUUAAUGAAUCCUGUUUAAGAAUUAAGAAGGUUAGGAUAUGUAAUUGUCCUCCUCUUAAUCCUUUUGAGGUCACAGAGGUGGCAGGCAUCUGAAAAUGAAAACAAGAGGACAAUAUUUGUCAUUCAAUAUUUGUUUUUGUUAAGCAAUCAUACUACAAUAAUUAUUUUAAAGCUACCAUGGCAACAGAGUUUUCUUUUUUCUCAGUGUCUCACUCUUUCCUGUUAGAUAUACAACAUACAGCUGACCAGAGCAGAUCACCAAUAUGUUUGGAGGUGUUGCUAAGUAACAGUGUACCUGUAGAGGAAAGUGGAUCUUACCUGUAAGCUGAGACGCAGAGGAUAGCAGUUGGACUGUGAGCUGUGAUGACUCAUCUGUCGCUCAGACCAGCUUCAACAAAACCACGAUCUAACCAGAAAACCAAGAAAGCGACAUUCUGACAGACACAAACCUCAACAGACACAGUAGAUGUGAAGAUGGCAUUAGCCAGUGGUCACUGGCUGGAGAAAGAGAUGAGAGGAGAGGCCCCAAGACCAAGGUAUGGACACACGUUAGCUGUGGCAGGAAAUGUUGCCUUCCUGUUUGGAGGAGCCUCCAGCAUCAACCAAGAGGAGGACAAACCUGUUUACUUCAGCGACUUCUACAUGUUAACAGUUUCUCCUGAUGCUGUGACAUGGGAGGAGAUUCCUCAGAGCGGAGAAGUACCCUCAGCCAGAGAGGGACACACUCUCUGUGUUGUGAAAGGCAAGUUGUAUCUGUUUGGUGGAGUGUCCAGCCCCAACGCCACUCAGUGUCUCCCAGGAGUCUACAGCUUUGAUAUAGUGUCUUUGACCUGGGAUUGCUUAGCAACUGGGGGUGUGGCCCUCAGAACCCUCAGCCACAGCUCUGUUGCUGUGGGAGACAAUAUCUAUGUGUAUGGAGGCAUUCUGGGAGGGAGUCCAAUUGACGAUCUCCUGGUCUUCAGCACAGUGUCUCUCACCUGGACGCCAGUUAAAACUAGUGGAUCGCUGCCUCCUGCCCUGUGUGGUCAUAGUUUUGCUCUGGUUGGUGAUCAGGUGUUCAUGUUUGGAGGUUAUGGAGCAGGUGGAGACUUCUGUAAAGACAUCUAUGUCCUCAACACAGAGAAUCUGUUGUGGCAGAAAUGGGAGGUGAAGGGAGAAUCACCUGCAGCCUGUAGCAGACAAACACUGACUGCCCACCAUGAUAAAGAUAUCUACUUGUUUGGUGGCAGAAGCAUAAAUGAAGACGGCACAGUGAUAUCGUCCAAUGACAUCCAUAAACUCAGUAUUGCUAAGAUGAAGUGGAAGGUUCCACUUUAUGUUGGGAUUCCUCCAGCUCGUCGACAUGGACACACAGCCUUCAUCCUCCAUGGUCAUCUGUAUGUAUUCGGAGGAAAGAAUGAAGAGCAGGAGUUUAAUGACCUGAAGGUGAUGAGACUCAUCAACCCCUCAGAGAGGCAACCAGUGAUGAAGGAGAUUCUAUCAGAAUUUGGUCUUCAGGGAGUCCACCACAGCUUCACCCCUACAAAGGUCCCCAACGUUCGCUAUGAGCUGAGUGAGUCCACUCCAUUCAUCCAGUCCAGGAGCACAUCAGCUAAUGCAUUUGUCCACAGAGAAUUCAGUGCAGUUCGAGAUCAGGCCAUUAAAAUGAUCCAGACAGCCUUCACUCUGCUGGACCAGGAGUUCCAGAAACUGGAUCGAGAGAAGUCAGAGUUGUCUAAAGCUGCUGCUUGUCUUCAAAGAGAGAAAGAAGCUCAUGAGGCCCACAGACGACAGCAGCAACAGGAGCUGCAGGAGAUGCUGGACAGACAUCGUUCUCAGAAUGAGGCAUGGCUCCGAGCCAGAGCUGAGGAGAAUGACGGAGAGAGGAGGGAGCUCUGCAGACUCAGAGAGGAGGUGUUGCAGGAGCAGGAGAGGCUGAAGGAGGAGCAGAGCAGCAUCCAGAAACGCAGCGAACAUCUUCUCUCCAUCAUGCAGCAGUUCAGAUAGAUACAUAGAUAGACCAGGAUGUGGAUAUUUAAAGAGUGGGUUAGAUAUAAAUAUGUGACUGAAUGAAUGAAUUAUACUUGAAAGUGUUCUGAAGAGAUUUUUAUUUAUGUAUUAAACUUUCACUUAAACCUCCAAUAUAUAUAUUGAGAAAAAAAAUCCUUAGGUUUGUAUUUUGUCUUGUAUUUAGCUGAUCAUAAUAGGAUAUUAUGAUACUGGUCAGGAAAGGAUAAUUUUAUUGAUUAAUUGAUUGAUUAAGAUGUGAGAAUUUUAUAAUUCACACUCAAAGCUCAGAUGGUGUAAAUCUGGGAUUCCCUUCCCGACCAGGUGUACCUGUACCUCAGGAGUUCUUCCACAGUUGAAGAGCAGUAAGUGUAAUGCGACUAUCCAAAAGAUGCAACAAUUAGCCGCUGAGAGGGCUGCGUAGGGAGAUCUGUCCAACACGCUGUGUCCAAAGCAAGAACAUGAAUCGGCAUCUGCGUCUCACUUGGCAUUUAUUUACAAGCACAAAAAAACACUUAUGCUCUGCAGCGAUGUUGUGGCUAAACUAGACAGAAAGUCUCUCUCUGUAUCAAGCAACAAACAAAACUCCCAGCCAGGUGCAGGUGAUAUUAGACCACCAGUCAGCCCCCCGUGACACACCCACAGCUCCGCCCACACACACCUCCACACACUCACACACGUUCCCCCUUGGUGAGAAAGUGAUAAACACAUCACUGGUCCUACAGUAAAUUCAGUGUGACAUAGUAAAACUGAAUGUGUCUGUCGUAUUUUUGUUGUUUGUUUGUAAAAACAGAUUCCAGCUAAGAGUCGACAACAGGACUCUUACUAGUUAGACAUGUUUGUUUGUCAACAGUAUCUUUAAACAAACUGCUGCACAGCUGCUGCAGGCCAUGCAGCAGUACAAGAUGCAUCUGUAAUGCACAUUAUAUAUGUAACUGAAAUGUAGACAUCAGAUAAGGUCAACGUCACUAAUCUCACACUGUUUCAUUCAAAGUCAACAAAUGAUUUUCUAAUGCUGUUCUUUGCGAUGUGUCCAGUUUAUUGAAGACUGUGUUGAAUUACUGAGCAGAGAACAUUUUCUACAUAGAUAGACUCUUUAUUUAUACCCUAGGGGAAAUUCAUGUGUCCAGUAGCUCAUUAGUAACAACAACAAUAAUAUUAAUAAUAAUAAUAAUAAUAAUAGUUGAUAAUUAAUAACAAACAAUUUUAAUUAAAUUAGUCCACAUCCUUUGACUGAGUUUUGGCUGAGUUGUAUAGUCUGAUGUCAGUGGGAACAAAGGAACUCCUGAACUUCUCUGUUCUGCAGCGCAGUGAGAUGAGACGUUUGCUGCAGCUGUAGCUGCUUCUCUGUCCUGCAGGAAUGCUGUGGAGAUGGUGGUUGGAAUUGUCUAAGAUGGCCUCCAUGUUGCAUUGCAUGUGUCUCUCAACAACAGUCCUGACUGAGUCCAGACUCCUGUCUGUCACGAUCUGUCACGAUGCGGGUAAGGCUGGACCCAAAAUGCAGCCAACACAGGGGAAUGAGGUGCAAAAAGUUUAUUAACUUAGGAACCUGCUGGUGAACCACAAAAGGAAACUGAAGCACGAGGGUUACACAGGAACUUAACAGCUGGCCAAAACACGAGGAACCACAGGGGAUGACAACAGGAGACAUGAACUGGCAACAUGAACAGCUUGAGGACCCACCAGACAUGAACAGAUCGCAGAAAAAACAUAGAUGAACAGAUCAAGGACAAUCCAGAGAUGAACAGAUGAACCAACAAAGACAAAGGGGAGCACAAAGACUAUAUAAACACAAGGGAGUCAAGGGUGAUUGAACACAGGUGAAACACAUUAGAGGGGAGCAGGCAAUCACCACACAGAAACAGGACCAAGACAGGAAGUAAAAACAUUGAGACACACUCCUUCAGAGGGUGACCAGGAGCCGACUGGGUAACAAGGGCAGGAGUCAGCUGGGCUGCCGACAGAACACGAGGAGCAGGUAUCAGCUGGACUGCCGGUUGGGAAUCAGGAUCAGGUGUUGGCCGGACCACUGACUGGGAACCAGAAUGGGGAGUCAGCUGGAUCGCCGAUGGGACACAAGGAGUAGGUGUUGGCCGGACCCCUGACUGGGAAACAGAAUCAGGAGUCAGCUGGGCCGCCAACAGGACAGCAGGAGCAGGAUUCAGCCAGCCCGCAAUCAGGACACUAGGAGCAGAUGCUGGCCUGACCACUGACUGGAAAUCAGGAUCAGGAGUCGGCAAGACCACUGACUGGGUAACGUGAGUCACGAGUCAGCUGGGCUGCAGACAGAACAGGAGAAUCAGAAUUCUGCACUGAAUGGGUUGUUUCAGUUGGUAGGAGAUGUUAUUGCAUCUCUCACAAACUCAACAACAAUCAUUAUUCCCUCGUGAUUGAGUCGUAUCUUUUAAGUAAUUCAGCAUCAUUUAAGGUUUCCAAAACACUGUGACGUGGAAUGACAGCAGCUCUUUAAGAUUCUUUGUGAUUGGUCUUAGUUAGUGAGUCCUCUCGAGUGCUUCUUACUUCUCUCAGACUUAGGUGCUACUUUUAGUGGCUUUGCGAAUCACGCUUAGUCAGAAAAAUGAGUAGUCUAUUUUUAGGGGUGUCUCCUAAAUCGGCACGUUAGGAGCUACUUUUAGUCUUAAGAUGCUUUGUGAAUAUGGGCCCUGCUGCUUGAAUGACACAGAGGACCCAAAACAUACUUUUUGAUCAACUAUAUCAUGUUAUUUUCAAAGGCUUUAGUGCAUGAUCGGAAUGACUAAUUAAUAGAUUCAGGGCUAUUUUUUUCUUAUUUUUGUAAAAUAAAAUACAUAAAUGAAUAAAUCUUUGAGAUAAUUGGCAAUUCUGCUUUGUCUUGGGCGUCCGGGGCUUUGAGGCCUAUGAUGUACAGGUUUUUGGCUCGACCGCAACAGCGGGGCUAACCCUGUAAUCGCGGAAUGUCUGUUACCGACUGGCUGAUUGAAUUAUAGAGUUGAGUGAUUAUAAUUCCACCAUUGGUCAGCCGAAUGCAACAUGACUGAGUUGGAGUUUUCCCAUUCGCCAUUGCUCUUUCAAAAUGAAUUGGAACAAACAGUUUCUUUGGGGGAGCAUUUAUAGCCACCAAGGUUGUUUUUCAAAAAACCACCUAGCAACAAAUCUAGCAAAUUUUUGGACAAACCUUAGCUACUUUCCAUAGAAGAGAUACGCCAGUAAUGUGAGUAAGAGCUACAUCCUCAAUUUCACACAUUGACCAUACGUGGUCCAGCCAUAUAGACCUAGUCUUGUUCAGAGUACUAAGACCACACCUGACAAUAUUUGUUAGCAACUUUGUGACCAUUACAAUAUUGUUUUGUAACAGCAAGAAAGUAGGAUAAAAUUGAGUAUGAGAUAUUUUCUAAUAUGAAAUAUGGAAUAAUUACAAGAUAAAGUCUCCUUUUUUUUCUUUGGUGAAUGCAUACACUUCUCCACUGUGCCACCCGAAAGCUGAUGCUGGUCUCAGUCUAACCGCCACUAUUAAAGGUGGCUCCAUCACUGGUUACUGUCACAUAACCAUUCAGAAACUCAGUUCAGCAUUCGCUGCACAAACUAACAAACUAUUCAUGUGAAUUUCUCUAGAAUUAACCUUGUUUUCUGUUUUUACAAGUUUAUAAAACACACACACACAACUGCAUGACUGUGUGUUAAUUCAGACUGAAUUUUUUUUUAUCCACAAUAUGGUAUGGUGUUAUUUUGAUCAAUCCAACAGAAUAUGAAGGCAUAAUAAACUCUUAACUGAAUCACAUUUGCGACGGGAAGAAAAUGCUUUAAUAACUGUCAAUACACUGCCUUUAUUCUCAAUUCAUCUGUCUCUUUCUGUCUGUCUCCUCCACUGUCGCAUUCAACACCAGGAUGGACCACUAUUAAGCAAGGAAAAACAGCGUAAUGCGCCAGUCUGUGUCCGUGUAUUUCCUUUCUGUUGCACUAUUUGGCAGAGAGAGGCAGGGGCGGGGAGAGAAAGUGAAGUGCGUCACGCUCACAGCAAUAUGACCGGAAGUGAAGCAAUAAAGUAAAAUAAAGGUUCGGUCUUUAUUUCGUCUUUGGUUUGACCUUAUGUUAACUUCCUUCUCGCCUCUUCCAUAUUUGUUCCCAGUGUAUCUCAGGGUUUGUUUUCAGUGUGUUUUAAAACCCUUAUUUGCUCAAUGUAUAUGUUUAUUAACCUUAUAGU
Seriola aureovittata is the source of this 6228-nucleotide messenger RNA. Its product is annotated as kelch domain-containing protein 3. Gene Ontology annotation, molecular function: protein binding. The transcript is spliced from 19 exons. Lineage: Eukaryota; Metazoa; Chordata; Actinopteri; Carangiformes; Carangidae. The record is from RefSeq and is a predicted model, not a curated record. The coding region runs from base 537 to 2048 and encodes 503 amino acids.